AUGAAAAUUGAAGCUUGGGAUGAUCUUGCAGUGAGAUUGAAGAGUCACUACUACAUGAACGCACAAAACAGUGGUUCUGGGCAUCAAAAGUUGCAGAGAAGGUCAUCUUUGGAUUUUGCCGAGAAUCUAAAGGACCAGGGGUGAGU
This is a messenger RNA of Strongylus vulgaris, 146 nucleotides long. The record is from the annotation of a GenBank genome assembly. Lineage: Eukaryota; Metazoa; Nematoda; Chromadorea; Rhabditida; Strongylidae.